GAAGAUGAAGAUGAGACCACUGAACUUCAAGAAAAUAUUUCAGAAUUUGAGUCUUCAAAAUCUGCAGAAGCAGAAGGUGAAGCAAGUGAACAUUAUGGAGAUAUAAUGUCAACUGAAUCAGAAUCGGAAUUUGCAAAAUCUGAAGAAGCAGGUGAAACAACUGGACGCAAUAAAGAAUCCACAGACUCUGCAACUGAAUCUUCAAAAUCCAUAGAGAGAGAAAGUGAAUCAACCGAAUAUAACGAAGACAUUUCAGAAUCAACUGCAUCAGAAUCUGAUCUUAUAAAGUCUGAAGCAGAAAGUGAGACGAUCGAACAAAAUGAGAAUUUUUUGAAUUCAACUAAAUCAGAGUUCAAUAAAUCUGCAAAAACUGGAGGUGAGACCACUGAACUUCAAGAAAACAUUUCAGAAUUUGAGUCUUCGGAAUUUGAAGAAGCAGAAAGUCGAACAACUGAGCACCAAAAACAUAUUUCAGAACCUAAAUCUACAGAAUAUGAAGAAGAUGAAGGUGAAACAACUGAAAACUAUAGAGAUAUCACAAACUCAACUGAAUCGAAGUUAAAAUUUUCAAAAUUUGAAGAAGCAGAAGGUGAAACAACCGACCACGAUAAAGAAACUUCAGGAUCAGAAACCGGUUCCAUAAAAUCCAUAGAGAAAGAAAGUGAAUCAACUAAAUACAGCGAAGAAAUUUCAGAAUCAACUGGAUCAGAAUCUGAGCUUAUAAACUCUGAAGCAGAAAGUGAGACGAUCGAAGAAAAUGAGAAUUUUUCAAAUCCAACUGAAUCAGAGUUCAAUGAGUCUGAAAAAUCUAAAGGUGAGACUACUGAACUCCAAGAACACACUCCAGAAUUUGAGUCUUCGAAAUCUGAAGGAGCAGAAGGUGAAACAAGUGAACAUCAUGAAGAGAUCACAAACUCAUCUGAAUCAGAAUCGGAAUUUUCAAAAUCUGAAGAAGAAGAAGGUGAAACAAUUGAACACAAUAAUGAAACUUCAGAAACAGCAACAGGAUCAUUAAAAUCCAUGAAGAAAGAAACUGAAUCAACCAAAUACAACGAAGAAAUUUCAGAAUCAACUGGAUCAGAAUCUGAAAAGCUUACAAAUUCUGAACCAGAGUUCAAUAAAUCUAAAGAAACUGAAGGUGAGACCACUGAACUUCGACAAGAUAUUUCAGAACUGGAGUAUUCUAAAUCUGAAGAAACAGAAGGUGAAACAAGUGAACAUCACGAAGACACAAUGUCAACUGAAUCAGAAUUGGGGUUUCCAGAAUCUAAUGGAGCUGAAGGUGGAACAACUGAACACCAAAUAUAUUUUUCAGAACCUGAAUCUGCAAAAUCUGAAGGAGCUGGAGGUAAAACAACUGAACAUCAUGAAGAGAUCACAAACUCAUCUGAAUCAGAAUCGAAAUUUUCAAAAUCUGAAGAAGCAGAAGGUGAAACAAUCGAACACAAUAAAGAAACUUCAGAAACAGCAACGGGAUCAUUAAAAUCCAUAGUGAAAGAAAGUGAAUCAACCAAAUACAACGAGAAAAUUUCAGAAUCAACUAGAUCAGAAUUUGAAAAGCUCACAAAUUCUGAGGCAGAAAGUGAGACGAUCGAACAUGAGAAUUUCUCAAAAUCAACUGAAUCACAGUUCAAUAAACCAGAAGAAAAUGAAGGUGGGACCACUGAGCUUCAAGAAGAUAUUUCAGAAUUUGAGUCUCCGAAAUCUGAAGAAGCAGAAGGUGAAACAAGUGAACAUCAUGAAGAUUCAAUGUUAACUGAAUCACAAUCAGGGUUUCCAGAAUCUAAUGGAUCUGAAGAUAAAACAACUGAGUAUCGAAAAUAUAUUUCAGAACCUAAAACUGUAAAAUCUGAAGGAGAAGCAAAAGGGGAAACAACCGAACACAUUGAAGAAACUUCAGAAUCAGCAACAGGAACUUCCAUAGGGAAAGAAAGUAAAUCAACCAAAUACAACGAAGAAAUUUCAGAAUCAACUGGAUCAGAAUCUGAGCUUACAAAUUCUGAAGGAGAAAGUGAGACGAUAGAACAAAAUGAUAAUAUUUCAAUAUCAAUAGGAUCAGAAAUUCCUGAAUCUGCAGAAUCUGCAGGGGAGACCACUGAACAUCAAGGAAAUAUUUCAGAAUUUGAGAAUUCAAAAUCUGAAGAAGCAGAAGGUAAAACGGGUGAACUUCAUGAAGAUACAUCAACUGUAUCAAAUUCACAGUUUUUAAAUUCUCAUGAGGCUGAAAGUGAAACAACUGAGCACCUGGAAUAUAUAUCAGAUUCUAAGUCUUCGAAAUCUGAAGAAGAUGAGAAUGAAACCAUUGACAACCAUGGAGACAUCACCAAAACAACUGAAUCAGAGCUAAAGUUCUCAGAACUCGAAGAAACAGGAAGUAAAAUAACUGAACACAAUGAAGAUAUUUCAGAAACAAUUGGAGCAGCUACGAAAUCGUCGGAGUCUGAAGGAGCAGAAACUAUAAUAACAGAAAACCGUGAGGAAAUUUCAGAAUCGACUGAAUUAGGACCUCAACAUUCAAAUCAUGGAGCAGAAGGUGUUUCAACCGAAUAUAUAAAUAUUUCAACAUCAACUGAAUCAGAAUUGGAGUUUAAUAAAUCUGAGGAAACUGAGAGUGAAACAACCGAACACAAUGGAAAUAUUUCAAAAUCUAACGAAUCAGAAAAAUAUCCUGAAUCUGAAGAAGCUGAAACAGAGAUAACUGAACACCAAAAACAUAUUACAGGAUAUGUGUCAUCGAAAUCGAUAGAAUCUGAAGAAGAAACAGAACAUCAAGAUUAUAUUUCAGGGUCAACUGAUUCAGAAUCGGAGUUUUCUGAAUCUGAGGUUGAAAUAACCGAACAUCAUGAAGAUAUUAUUACGGAGUUACCUAAAUCAGAAUCCGAGAAUUCAAAAUCUCAUGAAGCUGAAAGGGUAACAACCGAACACCAAGUAUAUAUUUCUGAAUUUGAAUCUUCGAAAUCUGAAGAAGUUGAUGGUGAAACGAAUCAACAUCAGGAUACAAUUACGGAAUCAACGGAAUCAAAGUCAGAUAUUUCUAAAUCUCAUGAAUCUGAAACAACUCAACAGCAAGAAUAUAAUCCUGAAUUUGAAUAUUCGAAAUCUGAAGCUGAAGGUGAAACAACUGAAUACCAACAAACAAUUUCAGAAUCUGAAACCUCAAAAUAUGAGGAAUCAUCCACCGAAUAUAAUGAAAAAUAUUCAGAAUCAAAUGAAUCUGAUUUGGAUUCUUCGAAAUCCGUAGAGGCAGAAGGUGGAACAACAGAAUACAGUGAAGAAAUUUCAGGUUCAACUGAAAUAGAAAUUGAGCAUUCAAAUCUUCAAGCAGGAGGUGAUACAACCGAACUUAUAGAUAAUUCGAAAUCAACUGAAUCUGAGUUGAAAUUUCUUGAAUCCGAAAACGGAACAACUGAACACCAAGAAAUAGAAGACAUCUCAAAAUCAGAUGAAUCAGAAUCUGAGACUUCGAUAUCUGAAAAUACUGAAAUAUCAGAAAACUCAGAAAUAACUCUGAGGUCUAUUGAUUCUGAAUCAAAAUCUCCAAUAUCUGAUGGAAAUGAAGGUAUAUCAGAAUCGGUGUCUGCAAAAUCUGCAAACAACAAUGAGGAUUCAUCCGAAAAUCAUGGAGUAAUUCAUCAAGCAACUGAAUUACAUUUGGAAUCCCUACAAACUGGUGAGGACAGAGAUAAAACAACAGAAAACCAUGAAAGAAUUCCAGAAAGAGAAUCUGUAAAAAAUGUAAACCCUGUGAUUGAAAGUACACAACCAUUGGAAACGUCACAGUUUGUCACUGUCAAAUUAAAUUUUGAAAAUGUGUCUCAAUCCAAAACCCAUAUGAGUGCAACUCUAGAGACUACAGAAGAAGUGGAUGAAAAUCAACUAUUCAAUUUCCACAAGAAUGAUAAAAAUGAUACGUUAUGUGAAGAAUGUAUGACUGGCAAUCAGUUGUCGACAGAAAAUAAGAUUCAUGCAUCAACAACAGCGAAACAUCAUGAAAAAACACCAUAUACCACAGUAAAACCUCAUUCUCCAACUCAUUUGAGCACAUAUAAAACAAAAUCUACAGUACGCACAUCUCCAAAGGAAGUGAUAUCUACUGAGGAAUGGCCUACGGAAAAAGUUUCAAUCCAUGUGGAAAAAUCGGCAGAGGAAAUUAAUUUCAAAAUAGAACAGACUACAGGAAAAAUUAUACUGAAUUCAGAAAUCACUACAGGAAUUUCCACAAGAGAACAAAUUAUAGGGAAAACGAAUACUUCACUGUCAGGUAAAGAAGAAACAGAAGAGACAAAGAAAGUAUCUCACAAAAAAUCUACAACAGAAAAUAUCAAAAAUAUCACCAAAAUAGGUUCCUCUACCCGAGUCACUACUCAGGUUCCUGAAGAACAAGGAAGUACAAAGGGUGAAACUACUACAAAAUAUACUACGACACGGGUCAAAGAAGAAGGAGGCACUUUACAUGAAACUGCAAAUACACUAGAAGACAUUACUGAAAAAAUUUCCCACAUUCACCUCACUACUAAUGUUGCAAAAGAAUCAUCUGAAGAGUUGAUGGAAGAAAAAGAAAUUCUUACUGAAAUUGGAGUUGAAGAUGAAAAUUCCAUCAUGAAAACGGCUACAGAACAACAGAACGUCACAGGAGAACAAGAAGUUUCUAGAUUCAAGAAAGUUACCACUCAUGCAGCUGGUUUGGUACCAAAAUUGCAUUCUUCGGAGUAUCCAGACACCAACACUAAAAUGAUGGUGGUAAUAGUCAAUAAUUCCGGUAAAAAAAUUGAUAAAAUCAAUGAAACUGCCCUGGAAAAGCUCCUCAACAAAACGAGGUCGGAUAUUGAUCUAGAAUACAUCGAUUUUUUCAAUAUUUCCAAAGGUUCCAAAAGCCAUACCAAUGUAUCCGCCGAAGCAGAAAUUACGAAACCGCUGAUUCUCAAAGGUGAUGGUAAACCUUGCAAACAAAGUGACUUUAGUUCCAACAGAUAUUGCGUUUGUGAUGUCGACUCAUAUUUGUCGAAAGUCGAAUCAACCAUCUCCAAUGAUCAAAAGGUGGACGUUACUCACUAUAACUGCUCUAACCUCAUCAGUUUUCACGAUGGACUGAUAAUAAGCAAUGGGACACAACGCUUGGAACGUAAAAGACGAAGUCUUUUAUAUCUGAAUAGUCUCGGAAGAACUUCGAAUUAUAUUGAAAAUGAUGAUAUCGAGAAUGUUCUGGAUGAUGAAUACGAUCUGCAGGUAUCAGAUUCCAAUAUUUACGCGUAUCCUGGAUCAACCAUCAAGAUAUUUUGUCACAACAAAGCUGAUAUGCUCUCGGAAAAUAAAGGCGCAUCUUAUUCUUGGACAUUCAGGAAUGAUUCUACUGCAGAAGGAGAUGCACUUCCAAUGAAUGAGAAUCCUUUAAUAUUGCAAGAAGUCGAUAUUAAAAACGCAGGAAACUAUACUUGUGUCAAAACAGAGGAGACCGGAAACAAGGAAAAACACAACCAUGAACUAGAAUUGAUCACAUUUCCUAUCUACAAAAUCAAAACAAUCCUUUUCUAUGCAUUCAAUGACAGUUGUUCACUUUCUGAUGGUGAUCUUUUAUAUAACUACCUCCCAAAAUUGAUAAGUCCAAUAUUAUGCGGAGCUACUGGAAAGCUUUGCAAAGUAGAUGUGGAAAGGCCCCAUUGUUUCACGGAUAUUGACAACAACUUCUUCAAUAUAACUGUAGUAGCUACUAUGAAUGAAAUCAAUCAUAUUUUCCCCACAAUGGAUGAAUCCAGGUGCAAUAACAAUUGCAAACUAAAAACAUACAACAACAUGGUCGGAUUAGUUAACAAGAAUGCUGCUAUUCUGAAAACUCUACCAGUGUUCUCGAAAAUCACUCCAGCUCUAGAUUUUCUCACGAAUAUUACGAUUUCCGAAAGAAAAAAUGAACUUGUUAAACGUCCCAAACUUAUUACAGUUUGCAAAGGAGGAUAUGGAGUUGAAAAACUCAAACAGAGAAUAUGUGUUGUUUGUCCCAAACAUACCUUUAGUGGAGAUGACGAAGCUUUCUGCAAAACUUGCCCAGCAGGUCAAUAUCAAAAUCAACCUGGAUCUAAAGCUUGCAUUCCAUGUUCCUCUCCAGUAGAUGAUUCGAUGUGCCUACGUAUGUUGUAUUCCGAUACAAAACUAUUCAAAAUAUAUGUGGGAGCAGCCUUCGGAUUCGUUUUGCUGCUCGUCGUUGUGAUUGUGUUAUGGAAUAGUAAUACAAGCCGCAGUCAAAAAAGGAAUUUCGAAGGUUCUCUCAAACAUAGCGGGAUGCGAAGAAAGAAGAUAACAGAUGCGGAAAAUCCAGCUCUUGAGCCACUGCUGAAGAACUAUGAUGAGAACCGGAAGAAAUUGCCACCUCAAGUACCACCUCCAGAUUUUUAAUCUACUUAUAUUUAUAUUUAUAUUUAUUUUUUUAAGAACCACAAUGUAUUAGAUUCAUAUACAAUGAAUAAAUAAUUAUAAAAUAUA
Molecule: messenger RNA, 6474 nt
Organism: Phaedon cochleariae (mustard beetle)
Lineage: Eukaryota; Metazoa; Arthropoda; Insecta; Coleoptera; Chrysomelidae
Source: the annotation of a GenBank genome assembly